Messenger RNA from Tilletiopsis washingtonensis, 2351 nucleotides. RefSeq lists its product as hypothetical. The coding region runs from base 67 to 2313 and encodes 748 amino acids. NCBI's taxonomy places the organism in Eukaryota, Fungi, Basidiomycota, Exobasidiomycetes, Entylomatales. The transcript has 4 exons. The record is from RefSeq and is a predicted model, not a curated record.
CCCACAUUCAGCCCCGUCACACUCCUCACUCCGUCUCCAGCGCAGCGCUGUGCCGUCCACGCCGCCAUGGACAGCCUGUCCGGCCAUCUGGCGGCGCGCUACACGCCCAGCGACGCCAGUGGCUCGCAGCCCGCCUUCGACAGCGGCACCGAGCCAGCGGUCAUCAUCGAGCCGCGUCGCGUGUCCGGCCGCAACCACGCACAACAAGCGUCCGUCGUCGGGCGCAUGCGCAACAAGGAUGGCGCGCCGCUCGCAGAGACCAGCGCCGAGGCGGCCAACGCUGCUGGGCCGUCCAGGCCCGCGCCGAAGCCGCGAGCGGGCAAGCCGGCGGACAACUCGUUCCGCAGCUCGGACGCGGCGCAGAUCUUCGGCAGUGGUGCGGUGCCCACGCUUGGCCCAAAGGCACCGCCGAAGGCCGCGGCCAAGGCAGUGCCGAAAGGCACCUCGCGGCCCCGGCCGAAGCCAAGUGCCACCUCGCGCCGCUCGCCCGAGCCCGUCGUCGACUCGUCGCCGCUCGAGGAGCUUGUGACGACUGCGCCGGCGGACUACAAGCCGCGCUCGCCGUCGCCUAUCCUCACAGACGAAGACGAGCCGCCGGCGAGCAAGUCCGGCGCCGGGCCGAGCUCGCAGCGCAGUCCGCGUCGCGCUCGCAAGAGCGCCAUCCGCAUUCCUGAGCGCAGCGGUGGGCCGCCUAGCUCGCUGGAGGAGGCGGCAGCACAGAAGCGCCGCGAGGAGGCGCACAUGAACGAGGGCUUCCGCGUGGCGCAGCAGCUCACGAUCGACAUGGACCUCUGGAAGUCGCAGGAGAGUGCUAGUGCCUCAGCGAGGAACGCUGCACUUCCAGAAGACGCCGAAGAGCUCGAGCGGUGCCCGUGGUGCGGCGCCGAGCUGCCCGAAAUUCCGUCACCGAUGCUCCUGUUCAUGCUGCAGCAGCUGCUCGACCACGCGCACGAUCAUCCGGGCCAGAAGAUCAGCGCCACCAAGACGGUCAACGCGUGUCAUCGGCACCACGACGAGCUCGUCACAAUCCCCGCCGGCGUUGCCAAGGGCUGGCCGAUGCGGCUGGAGGAAGCCGAACUCGUACAACGCGCUGCGCAGCUGGUGCCGGAGCUGGAGGCGCGUGUGCGCGAUCCGACGUCGAGCGAGUGGUUCGUGCGCUGGAAGCAGCGUGAAGAUGCACGACGAGGCGCAGGGCACGGCAUUGAGGCGUUCAGCGACAUGCAGGCUGGCUACUAUGGCGAACUGGGCUGGAUCACGCUGCGCAACGUGCUCACCUCGCACUUUCUGCGCUCACCGCCGUCGCCCGAGCUCGACCUCGCGCAGGCCAGCGCUCGCAUCGCGCCACUAGGCACACAGCACUUCAUCGACGCCGUGCUGCUGCCCGAGAUGGUCUGCCUGCUGAUCCAGGAGGACUGCACCUGCUCGCUGGCAGAGGCCAAGGCGCUCAAGGACGAGUCAUCGGCGUAUGGACUCGCGGUCUUUCCGGCGGCCAGCGACGAGCACCAGGGCUGGGGCGCCGGCGAUGGCGCAUUCGGCGAGGCGAGUGCGAGCUCGCAGAAAGGCCCAUUCAAGCGCACCUCUCGCACAAGCCGCGCCGCCGAGCUCGACCUACCUGCGGGCAGUCCGCCGAAGAGAGCUCGAGGCCCGGAGCACGAUGCGGCGCCGUCGCUUUCACCAGCGACGCAGCGUCCGAAGGCGCGUCCUGCGGCCGCCUCGACAAGUGCGCAGGCCUCAGGCUCUGGCACGGAUGUGCCAUCUCAACAGGGCCCGCGGCGGCCUCGUCCGCGCGCCAAGGUGGCAGCCGUGGCUGAGCCAGAGGAGGCUGCGCCAGAGAUGCCUUCGUCUUCGCAGCGCAGGCCACGCCCGCGCGCCUCGAACACGUCGCUCGACGCGCGCGGCGCCUCGGGCUCGCCGACGAAGAAGCGCAUGACGGUCAUGGACCUCGAAGUCGGUCAGGAGCCUUCGCCGUCGCCCAGUGCUCGCCUACAGCCGCGCACGGCCGAGGCGCCGCCGCUGCCGAGCCAGGCCUCCAGCGUCGUCUUUCUCGGCUCGCAGCCGCAGCGCGAGCUCGACACGCCGCCGCCGCCGCCGUCGCUGCCCGCCUCGCAGCGCUCGCUUGACGCCUCGGACGCCGAGCCCGACGAUGCGGCGUCUGUCGUGCGUCCGUGCUUCCUGCGCGGCGGACGUGCGCCGCCUGGUGCGACUAGCGCUGCGGGCGACGACACGGGCGUGUUCUCGGACAGCAGCGAGCUCAGUGACGCCGAUGCGUCGGGCGAGGAGGACGACGCAGACUACUACUCCGUGCUGCCGUGAGGGCAUGCGUGACGCUGCAAUGACACCCUUAGUAGCUC